Messenger RNA from Rotaria sp. Silwood2, 867 nucleotides. NCBI's taxonomy places the organism in Eukaryota, Metazoa, Rotifera, Eurotatoria, Philodinida, Philodinidae. The record is from the annotation of a GenBank genome assembly.
AUGACAUUAAUUGUUGGCAUUGGACCAGUCGUGUAUAGUCUCAAUAAUCCUGAUCCACAAAUACAAUCACUUAUAUUUUGUAAAGUACGUGGUUAUAUAUUUCAAAUAUGUUUAAUGCUUUCUCGUUGGUACGUUGCAUUUGCUUGCAUUGAUCGUUAUGCAUUAACUUCAGAAAAAAUUCAUUUAAGAAAUUUUGCUAAGCCGAAAAUAGCAUAUCGUAUAAUCAUUAUCAUUAUUAUUUUUUGGUCAAUUAUUUGUUCUCAUAGACUUAUAUUCUAUGAAAUUAAAGGAAAAUUCUGUGGUAUUGUAAGUAAUAUGACAGCAGCACUUUAUCAUAGUCUGUACGUUAUUAUUGGAGGUGGUAUAUUACCAGCUAUGAUUAUGAUGAUAUGUGCAUGGCGUAUUCGUCAAAAUCUCUCAGAUAAACAUAAAAAACGAGCACAGCUAUCAUCAGGUGGUAAACAACGAAAUCCACUUGAUCAACAAGUUCUUCAUAUAUUAUUCGUACAAAUCAUUUGUUAUAUUAUAUUUACAAUUCCUCAAUUAUGUAAUUUAGUAUUCAAUACAAUCUCAAUAACGAUUCCUAAUCGAUCAAUUGAACAUUUAGCUAUUGAAGCAUUUGUUGCAUUUCUGGCUGAAUUAAUGCUAUAUUUGUUUCCAGUUACAUCGUUUUAUUUAUAUACACUCACAUCUCGUACAUUUCGUAAAGAAUUAAUCAAAUUUUUUCGUUUAAUAUUUGGUCGGAAAGAUAGAAUUAUGCCGACAAUUGGAGGAACAACUUGGGAUUUUCAUGCCGAUUAUCAGAAAACUAUAAGACAUGCAUGUGAAAAUCCAGUCAAAAUCAGUUUAGCAGAAAUAAAAUCAUAG